CCACCUCCCACGCGCACCUCCCAUCUCCUGUCGUCCCGCUUUUCUGUACUUUCCUAGAAUAACUCGAGCUACUCUCCGACUCCUACAACAUGCAGAUCUUUGUCAAGACUCUCACUGGCAAGACCAUCACUCUCGAGGUCGAGUCCUCCGACACCAUCGACAUGGUCAAGAGCAAGAUCCAAGACAAGGAGGGCAUCCCUCCUGAUCAGCAGCGCCUCAUCUUUGCGGGCAAGCAGCUCGAGGACGGACGCACGCUUGCCGACUACAACAUCCAGAAGGAGUCUACCCUGCAUCUUGUUCUUCGUCUCCGUGGAGGCAUGCAGAUCUUUGUCAAGACUCUCACUGGCAAGACCAUCACUCUCGAGGUCGAGUCCUCCGACACCAUCGACAUGGUCAAGAGCAAGAUCCAAGACAAGGAGGGCAUCCCUCCUGAUCAGCAGCGCCUCAUCUUUGCGGGCAAGCAGCUCGAGGACGGACGCACGCUUGCCGACUACAACAUCCAGAAGGAGUCUACCCUGCAUCUUGUUCUUCGUCUCCGUGGAGGCAUGCAGAUCUUUGUCAAGACUCUCACUGGCAAGACCAUCACUCUCGAGGUCGAGUCCUCCGACACCAUCGACAUGGUCAAGAGCAAGAUCCAAGACAAGGAGGGCAUCCCUCCUGAUCAGCAGCGCCUCAUCUUUGCGGGCAAGCAGCUCGAGGACGGACGCACGCUUGCCGACUACAACAUCCAGAAGGAGUCUACCCUGCAUCUUGUUCUUCGUCUCCGUGGAGGCUGUUAAUGAUGUUAUCACCAAGUCAAUAAAGUCUUGAGGAC
Molecule: messenger RNA, 814 nt
Organism: Guillardia theta CCMP2712
Lineage: Eukaryota; Cryptophyceae; Pyrenomonadales; Geminigeraceae
Product: ubiquitin
Exons: 1
Coding region: 90-779 (229 amino acids)
Biological process (GO): modification-dependent protein catabolic process; protein ubiquitination
Cellular component (GO): nucleus; cytoplasm
Molecular function (GO): ubiquitin protein ligase binding; protein tag activity
Source: RefSeq, a predicted model, not a curated record